AUGACAGGGAAGGAGGGAGUUGUGCUCUCAGACUCUGAGAAUAAACAGAAAUCCGCCUCACAAACCAGCGUGCACCACGGGGGACCCCAUCAGCAGCCGCCUCCGGUCUGGAAGAUGGCCCCCACGGUGCACCGGCGCACCGGCUUCGGGAUCCAGGAGCUGCUCGGCCUCAACAAGGAGCCGCCGGCGGCCCCGCGGCGGCCGCUGGAGGCUCUGCCGCACACCGCGCACGUCCUGGCCGCCAGGUCGGCCCUCGGACACGGGGGUCUCGGGGUCGGGAUGGGUCUGCUGGGACCGGAGGGAAUACACUCGUUUUACAGCCAGCCUGCGUUUCUGGAGGUGCUGGCCGAGGCGCAGAAUGUGCACCUGCAGCCGCUGCACAGAGCAGCGCACAUGGACGCGCAGAUGGAUGCGCAACACUCCGCCAGCUCCGAUUCUGACGACAUGAGUCUGUCCUCCGGUGAUCAGAAGUUUUCUAAAUCAUCACUGAGUCAGAGCAAGAAACGAAAGAAAAGACGACACAGAACCAUUUUCACCUCCUAUCAGCUGGAGGAGCUGGAGAAAGCUUUUAAUGAAGCCCACUAUCCAGAUGUGUACGCCCGAGAAAUGCUCUCCAUGAAGACUGAGCUCCCAGAGGACAGAAUACAGGUGUGGUUUCAGAACCGCAGGGCCAAGUGGAGGAAGCGGGAGAAGUGUUGGGGUCGCAGCAGCGUGAUGGCGGAGUACGGCCUGUACGGAGCCAUGGUCCGCCACUCCAUCCCACUGCCAGAGUCCAUCCUAAAGUCCGCCAAGGAGGGCGUCACAGACUCGUACGCUCCGUGGUUAUUAGGUAUGCACAAGAAGUCAGUUGAAACUCCAGGAAAACCCAGCAGCAUGACACCUCCUCCACCACAAACAACAACAAUAACAGCACAGGAGAAACCAGCGGACAGAGUGAUGGAGGAAGAGACGGAGAAAAGAAUGACGGACACUACUCACGUACCGAUUUCUAAAGAGGAAUUGAGGGAGAACAGUAUCGCCGCACUGCGAGCGAAGGCGCAGGAGCACAGUGCCAAGGUGCUCGGGACAGUUUCUGACAGAACAAACGUGACACAUAAAGAGGAAGCUGAGGACAAAGUGACGGAGCAGGAGACAGCAGAGGUGGAGAGGAGCGACUGAGGAUACAGACUGAUGGUGGAAACACCUGCAGAGUGGAGUUUGUGAUGCAGAAGUUGUAUUGGUUGAGUUGAACUUUGGGGAACGUGGAGUCACCCAUAAACUGAACUUCAAACCUGCAGAUUAAAUAUUACAAUCAAAGAUAAACUAUUACUGACUUCUGCUCUAAAAAAAGUUCUUCAGCUGCAGUUAUUGUGGUUUAUUAACUCAACCAAUGAGAUUAUUUCUUCCUCACUGCUCUGAAAUAUUUGUACAGUCAAUCCAAACCACACACACACCUGUAAAAGUCAACUGAAGGAAACAUAGAAAUGUUUCCCAACAUUUACUGCAGAUGUUCUGAUAUGAAGCUGCGUUCAAACACAUAUUUAUUUUCUUUAAAAUAGAUUGUUGACCUUACAGUCCCGUGACAUGGCAGCUACUUUUAUGCAACAAUGAGAAUCGACAUGAUUUUGGAAGAAAGUUUCCGUUCAACAAGAAACUGAGUCUACCUGCUGCAGAGGUGCUAACGAGGAGAUGAAUGUGACCUCUGACCUCCCUGUGAUUUCAGUUGAGUGACUGAAGAGCACACCGUUGGUAUUAAGUCCUGUGAAAAUAUUACAAUAUAAGAAUAAAUCUUUGUUUUUUUUCCCAGAUAUUGCAACAUUUGUGAUGUACAUACUAAAAAAUAUUGUCCAAUAACAAUGUAACACUGUACUGUUAUGUACAGUCAUCAUUAAUCUGUGUUUGUCUCUGUAUAAAUGUAAGUGUAGCAUAUUAAAAGUUACUGAUAUUUAAAGCCCCCCUCUGUUAAAUGUGCUUUGCUUAUUGUUUUUUACUUGGAUGCUUGAGCUUAAAUGAUAUAUUAAGACGUAUUUAUCAUUACCUGUGUACCUGAACAUUUUUAUCGAUGUUGCAAUAUGCUUUGCGAUAUAUUCUCAUCGGCUACUUUAUUAGGUACACCUGUUAAACGCAAAUGGCUAAUCAGCCAAUCAAAAAAGGUGAUUUAAGUGACUUUGAACAUAUGCAAACUGCUGAUUUACUAGGAUUUUCACACGCAACCAUCUCUAGAUUUUUACAGAGAAUGGUCUGAAACAGACAAAAUAUCCAGUGUUGAUGUCAGAGGUCAGA
This is a messenger RNA of Centropristis striata (black sea bass), 2262 nucleotides long. Its product is annotated as visual system homeobox 2-like. Bases 1 to 1158 code for a protein of 385 amino acids. Gene Ontology annotation, biological process: regulation of transcription by RNA polymerase II. The record is from RefSeq and is a predicted model, not a curated record. Lineage: Eukaryota; Metazoa; Chordata; Actinopteri; Perciformes; Serranidae. Gene Ontology annotation, molecular function: sequence-specific double-stranded DNA binding; DNA-binding transcription factor activity, RNA polymerase II-specific. Gene Ontology annotation, cellular component: nucleus. The transcript has 5 exons.